Anguilla anguilla (European eel) is the source of this 4991-nucleotide messenger RNA. RefSeq names its product 5-hydroxytryptamine receptor 1F-like. The record is from RefSeq and is a predicted model, not a curated record. Lineage: Eukaryota; Metazoa; Chordata; Actinopteri; Anguilliformes; Anguillidae. Gene Ontology annotation, biological process: adenylate cyclase-activating adrenergic receptor signaling pathway. Gene Ontology annotation, molecular function: G protein-coupled serotonin receptor activity. Gene Ontology annotation, cellular component: plasma membrane. The coding region runs from base 509 to 1609 and encodes 366 amino acids. The transcript has 3 exons.
UCCAUAUCCUUUAGAGGGUGGAAUUUUUUUUUUUUUAAGUAUUGGAAACGCUUUUACAGUCCACCGUCUUACAAACGUAUUUAUUUCUUAACUGUUAUACCAUGUUAUUCUCAUUCUGCAGCUGGGCGCGGGGCACCUCCUCAGCUGUUGCAUGCCGAUGUGUUGCUCAUCAGUUACUGCGCAUGAAGUGACUCUCGGCAAUCUCACAGUACGUGGGUCUUUCGAACCAGUGGCAUGCUGGAAUCUACCUACUGACAGAUGCCUCAGCUUAGCGAGCUGCCUGUCGGAAUGAAGAAGCUUUCCACCGUAUCUGAAGAGGCGAUUGUUGGUUUUUGAAGCCGGGUGAAAUGGACGACUGAUUAAAUGGCUGAAGGGUGACAACAGUUGCUGAACAUCCGUGGAAUCAGAAGACCAGUGAUUUGCUGAGAGAUUCACUGGAUCACAGACAGAUAAGUUAAAAAGUCUGGAUUGCACAUCCUUGCCAAUCUGUGGAGUACCUGCCAGAAUCAUGGAUUUAUCUAACCUCACUGUUACGGAUAAUCCCCUGGAUACAGGGGGUAAGAGCACUUCAGGCAAUAUUCUCCUCACCCUGACUCUGUCCGUGUUGGCGGUAAUGACCACCGGCAUCAACUCUCUGGUUAUUUCCGCCAUUGUCGUCACCCGGAAGCUUCACCAUCCCGCCAACUACCUGAUCUGCUCACUGGCAGUCACCGACCUCCUGGUGGCAAUCUUGGUGAUGCCCUUCAGCAUCGUUUACAUCUCCAAGGAGACCUGGAUCAUGGGGCGGGUGGUGUGCCACAUCUGGCUGGGUGUGGACGUCACCUGUUGCACCUGCUCCAUCCUGCACCUGGCAGCCAUUGCCGUGGACCGCUACCGGGCCAUCACGGACGCGGUGGAGUACUCGCGUAAGCGCACAUCCCGCCGGGCUGCCGUCAUGAUCGCGGCCGUUUGGCUCAUCUCUGUCCUCAUCUCGCUGCCCCCGCUGGUGUGGAGGAGCAGGGACGGGGAGUACGAGUGCAUCAUCCGGCACCACCAGGUGGCCUUCACCAUCUACUCCACCUUCGGCGCGUUCUACAUCCCGCUGGGCCUCAUCCUCAUCCUCUACUACAAGAUCUACCGCGCUGCUAAGACGCUCUACCACCGGAGGGGGACCAGCCGGCUUACCAAGCAAGAGACGAACGGGACCACCCUGCCCAUCUGCCCGGACCGAGAACAGCAGAGCCCGGACACUGUUAGCCCAAUGGAUAAGUCCUUCUCCGAGCACUCGACUGAAGGGGAUCGUCCCCGUGGCACCAUAAAGAGCUUGCCCAGCGAGUCCCGCCGGGAGAGGUCCUUCAAGGGCCCAUGGAUCUCCGUCCCCAGGGAAAAGCGGGCGGCGACCAUGCUGGGGCUCAUUCUGGGGGCCUUUGUGAUCUGCUGGCUGCCCUUCUUCCUCAAAGAGGUGAUUGUCAACGUCUGCGCUUCCUGUGGCGUCUCCGGGGCGACGGCCGACUUCCUGACCUGGCUUGGGUACCUCAACUCCCUGAUCAACCCCCUCAUUUACACUAUCUUCAACGAAGAUUUCAAAAAGGCCUUCAAGAAACUGGUCAAGUGCAGGCAUUACCUUUGAUUGACAGAGAUGCUGCAGUGCCAUGGUCCAAAUGCACUGGAUUAAUGAUUUGGAUGUAAAACAAUUGCAUUUGAUACAGUAUGCAUAAUCUACAUUACAGCAGGAGAAUCUGUGCGAUGGGGUAUGGGGCAAAAAGAAAACUGUUCAUUAAAUCCUUAAACAAAAUGAUCAAAAUAGCAACCAACUACAGGACCGGAUUCACCCGAAAAUUCCACAACUGGUGACGUCAGAUUAAUUGUCAAUUUAUUAAACCAAAAACCUUUCACAUUGGACUAAUAUUGUUAUGUCUACAUUUGCAGAGAAGACCACAACAGGUACCUUUUUGAAGUGUAUGCAGAAACGGAUUACAUGUUUCAAAUUCUACAGCAAAUUCCAGGAAACAGAAGCAGUGAAUGUUUUGAGUUGACUAAUAUUUGUUGGUCAUUAGACUUUCAGAUGAGAUCCAGUGCUGGAGCACUCUGCCGCCUCGCAAGGAUUACACCUAUCUCAUAUAAUACAGAUAUAUUGUGUGAACGUAACGCAUUUCCUGUUUAUUUAGGGGUUAUUUUUUAAGGUUUCUUUUUUAAAAAUAGGUAGGCCUAAUACAUAAAUGCAUAAACAAUUAUGUGGCUUGUAGACAGGCAUGGGCUGGUUACCGGUUUCACAGUUCUUGACAUUUAAAAAAAAUUACAGUGCUGAAACCACAGAAAUUUCUCCUUCACACUGUUCCAACAGUAUCAGAUUGUUAUUAUCAUUAUUAUUAUUAUGAAAUUGACUACUCACAAAGUGUAUCUAAUUUACUCGUAAUAUUCAGCACAGACAUGAGAUGAAUAUCUUUGGGCUGGACACAUUUCUGGCCAGGGAGGAUAUUGUCAAUAUAAUGAUCUAACUACUACCCUAUCAUCAAGUGAUCAGUUAGACAGGAAGAAAAGUGGAAGCAGACGUGAGGUAAGUUCAUGAGCACCCAAGGAACACAGAUUCAAUUUCUUGAAUAAACAUUGAAGAGAGAAUUAGGAGAAUCCCCAAAACUCCCUGAAGUCAGUGGUGUGGGAAAAUGUUGGUACCAAAUUGGCAUGGAUCAGAGGAAGGUCAUCUGACCUGUCAAAGGGAAAAUGGCUGCAAGGGCCAUUCACUUUUUCUUUAUUAACAAUGGGCCUCAUUCACCAACCAUUCUUAAGAAGAAUUUUCUUCUUAAAACCCACUUACGCAGUUUUCACGAAGAUUCUGACAUUCACCAGUGUUUUCUUAUUUGGGAUUUGCUCUUAGGAAAGAACCAAAUCUACACACACUCAAGAGCACACUUACGCACAUUUGACAUGUUUGUGUUGUUAUGGGGAUUGGCGGGGCGUUAUUUAUGUUAAUUAGGAACAACUGGCACGCGCUUUCAAUUCACGAGGACAAUGGGAUUCAUCAUUAUCAGAACACAGGUACGAACAAUUCUGCGGUUUAAGAACAUGUCAUGAAUCAGACAUAGACCUUUCUCAAGAACAAAUUUAAGAAAAAACUUAGGAAGAUAUUGGUGAAUGAGGCCCAAUAUUCUUAGCUAACUUUUCAUGCUAGUAAGUUAACAAAAUCAUACCUCAUUGGGCUUGUUCAGACACAAACCUACUGGUACUGUCAUGUGUGAAUGCUACCAACCCAAUAAAAUACCUGAUAGUCCUUUUUUUGGUGAACAAGUGAAGCCACUAUAAUGCCAAUGUUCUCACAAAUAAACCUACCAUGCAGGGCGACAUAUCCUUUGCAAACUUAAUUUUUUCCGCAUUCCUGUGCAACUGUCCCACAAAGGAUGUUUGUAAAUGGUAUGUUUUUUUCCCGUUACUUAAGUUUUAGUUUUUUUCUUGAGCAUUGCAGGUUCAAUGUGUAUAUACAAUGAGCUCCGCAAUGUUUGGGACAAAAACAUUUUUUAUUUCACUCUGUACUCACAAUUUUAGAUUUAUAAUCAAACAAGUCACAUGUGGUUAAAGUGCAGAUUCUCAGCUUUUUUAAAGGGCAUAUCAUAUAUUAUGGUUUCACCAUGUUCAGCUACUACUCAAUUACAGCACUUUUAAUACAUGGCUCCUCCAUUUUAGAGCACCAUAAUGUUUGGGACAAAUAGCUUUGCAGGGGUGUUUGAUUGGGUAGGUGUAUUCAAUUCCUUCCUUAGUGCAAGAAUAAGAGAGCUUUCAGUAUCUAGUUUUGUUUCUAGGCUUUGGAUUGCCUUUGGAGUCUGUUGUUGGCAUUUGUCACCAUUAGGAUCACCGUUGUGGCAAUGAAACUCAAAGAAGCCAUUAUGAGGCAGUGAAAUAUGAAAAUAAAACAGUCAGAGACAUAUGCCAAACCUUAGGUUUACCAAAAUCAACUGUUUGGAACACCAUUAAGAAGAAAGAGAGCACCGGUGUGCUCAUUAGGCCAAGCAAGAACUCUACAGUUUAUGACUGAAUAAUUCUCACCAUAACAAAGAAACACUUGUGUGACAGAUCAGAAGCACUCUUCAGAAGGCAGGCGUGGAUGUGUUAGUGACUAGUGUCCGCAGAAGACUUAACAAACCAAACUACGGAGGGUACAGAGGCUACACUAUAAGAUGCAAACCACUAGUUAGUCGCACGCAUAAACAAGACGGCCCGGUUACAGUUUGCUAAGAAGUAUCUAAAAUAGUUCUGGAAAAAAAAGUCUUGUGGACAGAUGAGACCAAGAUCCACUUGUAUCAGAGGGAUGGCAAGAGCAAAACGUGGAGGCCAAAGGAAAUGCCCAAGAUCCAAAGCACCCCCCGCUCAUCUGUGAAACAUGGUUGUGGGGGUGUUAUCGCAUGUAUGGCUACAACAUGUACUGCCUCACUUGUCUUCACUGAUGAUGUAACUGCUGAUAGGUGUUUGGAGGUUUUUCUUCAUUAUGGUGAAAAUUCUUUGGUCAUCACCUGUAGAGGUUUUCUGUGGCCUACCAGGCCCUUUGCAAUUACUGAGCUCAUCAGUGCUCUCUUUCUUCUUAAUGAUGUUCCAGACAGUUGGUUUUGGUAAGCCUACGGUUUUGCCUAUGUGUCUGACUGUUUAAUAUUUCUCAGCCUCAUAAUGGCUUUCUUGACAUUCAUUAGCGGAACUCCUGUCCUUAUGCUGACAAGUAGCAAUAACAGACUCCAAAGGCAAUCAAAAGCCUAGAAUCCUGACAAGAUACUUAAAGCUCUCUUAUACUUGUACUAAAGAAGCAAUUGAAAACACCUGACAAAUCAAAAACACUAUUUGUCCCAAACAUUAUUGUGCCCUGAAAUAAGGGGGGGGUUCAGAGCUGUCAUUUCUCAAUGGUGAUGUAUUAAAAUGCCCUUUAAUAAAAGCUGAGAAUCGGCUGGCGACUCCACAUGUAUCAGAGGAGGCAUGUGGUAGUCUAUACCCUCCCCAGACCGACAGAGGAUAGCGCAUCGACCAGGACUGUG